UUCUAAUUUGAUUACUUAUCCUUAACUUGAAACAAUUUUCUUAAUUAUAUGAAGUUUUUAUCUCUUUUUCGUAGUCCUGAUAUUGUGCGCGCGUAUAUAUCUCGUGGCCUUGUAACUUUCUGCAGUAUUCACUGACCAGAUAUAUGGUGGCAAAGUUAAAAAAUCAACACCAAUGAUUUAUGUUCAUCUUUUUAAAAUUAGAAUACAUUAUACAGUCCACUUUUGUUAAAGAGUGCUUUUUCUUUAUAAAGUACAGAGGAGAAUCAAACUUUAGCUUUUUCUUUUUUAGUUCUAUUUUUUCUUGGAUUCUCAAUUAUCACAGUGCUUUUAUUUGGUUGUUGCUGAAACAUAUAAGCACCAAUUUGUGAUAUGAUUUCUUUAUUCUUCAUGAAAAAUGCACUUUAAUCCUUCAAAAUUUAAAGUUCACAGCAAAACCUUUGGCUUUUUUCUUUUUCUUUUUAAAUGGAAGAGUCAGCAUAACACUUCAAGCAUUGAAAUAAUGAAAAUGCAUAAUAGACUUAUGCAUCUGACAGAACGAGCUCUCUUUCCUUGAAAACCUUCUCAACGGAAAGGAUGAAGAACGGUUAAGCUCGGAACUUGGAACAAUCACCAGUGACUAGUCUUGAUUUCUCAUCAAACAAGACAUGAAGUUGAAAUUCUCUAAUGUUGCUCUUGUUCUAUUAAUCACGUCACUGUCUCUCUUUAGUUUGAUUGUAGCUGAUUCUGACUUGAACUCGGACCGACAAGCUCUAUUGGAGUUUGCUUCUUCUGUUCCACACGCACCGAGGCUCAACUGGAAUGACUCAUCUUCAAUUUGUACUUCAUGGACUGGUGUGACUUGCAACUCAAACCGAACUCGUGUCGUAGGCAUCCAUCUUCCAGGAAUCGGAUUAACCGGUUCAAUUCCGGAGAACACAAUAGGAAAACUAGAUGCUCUUAGAGUUCUAAGCCUUCAUUCCAACGGUCUUAGAGGGAAUCUUCCUUCUAACAUCCUUUCCAUUCCUUCCCUCCAAUUUGCACAUCUGCAGAAAAACAACUUCUCAGGUCUAAUUCCGUCUUCCGUCUCUCCUAAACUAGUUGUAUUCGAUAUUUCCUUUAACUCCUUCUCUGGUAUUAUACCAUCCGAGUUUCAGAACCUGAGAAGACUCACUUGGUUUUAUCUCCAAAACAAUUCUAUAUCGGGUCCUAUCCCCGACUUCAACCUCCCAAGUCUCAAAUACUUGAAUUUGAGCUAUAAUAACUUGAACGGUUCGAUUCCAAAUUCCAUCAAAACAUUCCCGUCUACUUCUUUUCUUGGAAACUCUCUCUUAUGUGGUCCACCUCUUCUCAGUAAUUGCUCUUCAAUCUCUCCUUCUCCAUCUCCUUCCCCUACACUCACACAAAACCAAAAAGAUACGACGACCCGUAAGAAAAGCUUUGGCAUAGCAGCUAUACUUGCUCUAGUCAUUGGAGGAAUCGCCUUACUAUCUCUACUAGUGUUAGUGUUCUUUGUAUGCUUCCUUAAGAAGAAAAACAAUAAAAGAAGCGGCAUACUGAAAGGAAAAGCUUCUUCUUGCGCUGGAAAGACUGAAGUUUCGAAGAGUUUUGGAAGUGGAGUGCAGGCUGCUGAAAAGAACAAGUUGUUUUUCUUUGAAGGUUCUUCUUAUACCUUUGACCUUGAAGAUCUACUAAAGGCUUCUGCUGAAGUUCUCGGUAAAGGGAGCUAUGGUACAGCGUACAAGGCAGUUUUGGAGGAGGGGGUGACAAUGGUGGUUAAAAGGUUGAAGGAAGUUGUGGUAGGAAAGAAGGAGUUUGAACAACAGUUGGAUAUUGUCGGGAGAUUCGGACGCCACCCUAAUGUCAUGCCGCUUAGAGCUUAUUACUAUUCCAAAGAUGAGAAACUUUUGGUUUACAAUUACAUGCCGGGAGGCAGCUUGUUUUUCUUGUUGCAUGGAAACAAAGGCGCAGGAAGAACACCAUUUGAUUGGGAUUCAAGAGUAAAAGUCGCACUCGGAACAGCUAAAGGAAUUGCUUUCAUUCACUCAGAAGGAGGUUCGAAAUUUACACACGGAAACAUAAAAUCAACCAAUGUACUAAUAACACAAGAAUUGGAUAGCUGCAUUUCUGAUGUUGGACUACCUCCUCUGAUGAACGCGCCAGCAACAAUGUCGAGAGCAAACGGGUAUAGAGCUCCAGAAGUAACCGAUUCCAAAAAGAUCACACAGAAGUCCGACGUAUACAGCUUCGGCGUGCUGCUACUUGAAAUGCUAACAGGAAAGACUCCACUAAGGUAUCCUGGUUAUGAGGAUGUUGUUGAUCUUCCGAGAUGGGUUAAGUCCGUUGUGAGAGAGGAAUGGACAGCUGAAGUAUUCGAUGAAGAACUUCUUAGAGGACAAUAUGUUGAAGAGGAAAUGGUUCAGAUGCUUCAGAUUGCACUUGCGUGUGUCGGUAACACGCCCGAUAUGAGGCCGAGAAUGGAUGAAGCUGUUAGAAUGAUAGAGGAAAUUAAACAUCCUGAGUUUAAGAACAGGACAUCCUCGGAGUCUGAAUAUUCUAAUCUGCAAACACCAUAAGAUAACUCACUCUUUUGCUUCUGUCAAGAGAUAUAUGUUCCACCAAUAAUAAGCAAUUUUUGUUUGUAAAAUAGUACUACUAAUCUUUGUUUUCAUGUAUCAACUUAUUUGUUACCUUUUGAAACUUUUGGCUGAUUGUUGUUUAGUCAAUGGAAAUAAUUCAGGUUUAAUUAUUGUA
Molecule: messenger RNA, 2730 nt
Organism: Lathyrus oleraceus (garden pea)
Lineage: Eukaryota; Viridiplantae; Streptophyta; Magnoliopsida; Fabales; Fabaceae
Product: probable inactive receptor kinase At5g58300
Exons: 3
Coding region: 645-2552 (635 amino acids)
Biological process (GO): protein phosphorylation
Molecular function (GO): protein kinase activity; ATP binding; protein binding
Source: RefSeq, a predicted model, not a curated record